AUUCCUGCCGUCUACUUUUGUCUCUACGUGGAGGAGGCAGGACUCCAAACUGGACGCAGUCUGGAAUUUCAGGCGCACCGACAUCACAACUUUCUCUGACUGACCACAUCAGGUCAAUCAUAGAAAAAUGACAGGAAAAAUAACAAAAGAGGAGGAGGAGGAGAUGAGAGAAAUUUUUGGGAAAAUUGAUCUGGACGGCAACGGAUUCAUUUCGGAUUACGAACUUGGUGAGCUCCUUAAAGAGGCUGGCCACGCCCUCCCCGGAUACAUGGUCCGAGAGAUCCUCCAGAAACUUGAUCGCAACAAGGACAAUCAGAUCAGCUUUGAUGAGUUUUUGUCGAUUGUCAAGGAGCUGAAGGGCAGUCAAAUAGCAAAAACUUUCCGUAAGGCCAUCAACAGAAAAGAAGGCAUCCUGGCCAUUGGAGGGACGUCCGAGCUGUCAAGCGAAGGCACACAACACUCGUACUCUGAGGAAGAGCGAUACGCUUUUGUGAACUGGAUCAACACUGCUUUGGAAAAAGACCCAGAUUGCCAACAUGUCCUGCCCAUGGAUCCCAACACAGACUCUCUCUUCACAUCUGUGGGAGAUGGGAUAGUGCUCUGCAAAAUGAUCAACCUCUCAGUGCCAGACACCAUUGAUGAGCGGACCAUUAAUAAGAAGAAGCUGACGCCAUUUACAAUACAGGAGAAUCUGAACCUGGCUCUGAACUCUGCAUCAGCCAUCGGUUGCCAUGUGGUGAACAUUGGCGCUUUAGACCUGAAAGAAGGGAAACCCCAUCUGGUGCUCGGGCUGCUUUGGCAGAUAAUCAAGAUCGGUCUUUUUGCUGAUAUCGAACUCAGCAGAAAUGAAGCGCUGGCAGCAUUGCUGAGAGACGGGGAAACCCUGGAAGACCUGAUGAAGCUGUCACCAGAAGAACUGCUGCUACGCUGGGCAAACUUUCACCUGGAAAAUGCUGGCUGGCAGAAGAUCAACAACUUCAGCUCGGAUAUCAAGGACUCGAGGGCCUACUUCCACCUUCUGAAUCAAAUCUCUCCAAAAGGCACAGAGGAGGAUCAGCCACGUAUUGACAUCAAUAUGUCAGGUUUCAGUGAGAAGGACGACAUGAAGAGAGCAGAAGCCAUGCUGCAGCAAGCCGACAGGCUCGGCUGUCGGCAGUUUGUCACCCCAGCUGACGUCAUCAGUGGAAAUCCCAAACUUAAUCUUGCCUUUGUGGCCAAUCUGUUUAACAAAUAUCCGGCGCUGACCAAACCUGAGAAUCAGGACAUUGACUGGGGGCUGUUGGAGGGUGAGACAAGAGAAGAGAGGACAUUUAGAAACUGGAUGAACUCUCUUGGCGUGAACCCUCAUGUGAAUCAUCUGUAUGGAGAUCUACAGGAUGCCCUGGUCAUCCUCCAACUGUAUGAGAAGAUUAAAGUGCCUGUUGACUGGAACAACAAGGUCAACAAGCCACCUUAUCCUAAACUGGGAACCAACAUGAAGAAGUUGGAGAAUUGUAACUAUGCAGUGGAACUGGGCAAAUCAGCCAAGUUCUCUCUCGUUGGCAUUGGCGGGCAGGACCUGAAUGAUGGCAACGCUACCCUGACCCUGGCACUGGUGUGGCAGCUGAUGAGGAGAUACACAUUGAAUGUACUGGAGGACCUGGGUGAUGGAGAGAAAGUAAACGAUGACAUCAUUGUGAAAUGGGUAAACAAAACUUUGGCAGAAGCUGGAAAAUCAACCAAAAUCUCAAGUUUUAAGGACAAAGAGAUCAGCAGCAGUUUGGCGGUUUUGGAACUGAUAGACGCCAUCCAGCCUGGCAGCAUCAGCUAUGAGCUUAUCAAAACCGGCAGCCUCUCUGAAGUUGACAAGCUGGAGAAUGCCAAAUACGCCGUCUCUAUGGCGAGGAAGAUCGGCGCUCGUGUCUACGCUCUCCCAGAGGACCUUGUGGAGGUCAAACCCAAAAUGGUGAUGACAGUCUUUGCCUGUUUGAUGGGUCGGGGGAUGAAGCGCGCCUAAGCUGGAAUCAUUGUGACACUUACCCAUCCCACAAGGCAUCAGCAUUUUUAAAGCGCCCCCCCAACUGAAGGAACAUUUUUUUUCUCUCAUCUUGAAUGAGUCAGAAUCAAACAUUUGCAUGUACCCUGCCUUUUUUCAUUGACAGAAGUAUUUUCUGAAGGAUCGCGUAUUGUCCUCCUGUUGAAGGUGAGGCUACAAUACUAAAAUGUUUAGAGAUUCAUUAACCUCUUACUCUCAAUAUGGAAAACUCAAUAAAAGGAGGCUGUUUUUAAAAGGGAGCAUGCAUAUUUUCAGCUGCAAGGUUGUUUACAUAUUUUUUUACUGAGACUGAUAAGUAAGUUAUCGCCUUGACUAAGCAACAGACAUUCCUGAAUACCAUCCUUAUGAAUAUAUGCUUGAGAAGGCCAACAAUAAAAACAUAAGUCCAGAGAGGAUGGAUGUUUAAGUGCAGUGCACGUUAAAAAAGAAAAAAACCUGAACAUCUCUUACUUAUUGAAGUAAAAGCAUGUCUUAGUAACUGGCACAGUGGAUGUCGACAUAUCUGUAUACAGAAGCCAUAAAGCGGCCAUGUUAUGGUGAUGAUCAGCAAGAUGUACCGUCUGUGUUCUUGUGCUCGUCACUUGUUUGUUUCUUGGGAUCAUUAUGUCAUGUUCUGUAAAUGCUGUUUUAAGGGAUGUCUGGUCUGUGUUAUAUUGGGCCUUUUUUUUCUAUGUGUCUGUUAUGUUGGAUGAGGAGCAGGCUCAUUAGACUCUGCUGGCUUCUGCUGUGCCUUCUAGUCUCAAAAACGAGUUUGUAUUUCUGCUUUGAGGUUUUCCUUUCUUCUCUCAUAUUCAACAUUACCAAAUAUAAACAAUAAUUUCAUUCCAGAUAGCUCCAUGAUAUUCUUUGACAAUGGCCAAAUUGUAUUUGGUCUCGUGUUCAUGUCUACUCGUAAGUGCUUUAUAUGUAACAAUAAAUAUGACUUUGAAAACAG
Messenger RNA from Melanotaenia boesemani (Boeseman's rainbowfish), 2969 nucleotides. It is a transcript of the gene pls3, whose product is annotated as plastin 3 (T isoform). The transcript is spliced from 16 exons. The record is from RefSeq and is a predicted model, not a curated record. Bases 128 to 1996 code for a protein of 622 amino acids. NCBI's taxonomy places the organism in Eukaryota, Metazoa, Chordata, Actinopteri, Atheriniformes, Melanotaeniidae. Gene Ontology annotation, molecular function: actin filament binding; calcium ion binding. Gene Ontology annotation, cellular component: actin filament bundle; actin filament; cytoplasm. Gene Ontology annotation, biological process: actin filament network formation; actin filament bundle assembly.